CGUACAGUUGUUUAUGGGUCCAUCGUGAUAAGAUAAUUUAUUGAUAUUUAAAUAUUAUAAAUUUAAAUCAAAAUUUCAAAAUUUCCAAAAUUUAAAACUUAAAUUACCAUAAUUCGUAUCGAAUCUCAACUAAAUUAUUGUAUGCAUAUAUAAACUUAAAUACGUUCGAACAACUUUAUAACUCCAAAGUAUUUUAGAAACCUCCCUAAAAAUUUGAAAAUUCAGUUAUUUAGUUUCGACCUUGAGAAGUUUAAGCGUAAGCGAAGCGAUUCUAAAAAUUCUGCCCUUGGCUCACACAUAUUUCUCAGGACCAUGCGAAAUUUUAUCCUCGUCACGGGAGCUUUAUUGCUCUCCGCAGGAUUUUCGAACAGUGCUGGGCCCAGCUUAGAAGAAAUUGUUGAAAAUGCUAUUCAUGAAGCUGAAGAUACCAUGGAGAAGCACAGGUUAGCCACUCUUCUUCGAACCCAAGGCGACCCACCGAGUCACACUUACGUCAAAUUCAACGAAUUGACUGAAUUCCUUGGGGAACAGAGCAACCUUAAUUUGGAAACUUAUGCAAACCUGUUACGGCAAGGAGUUGAUCCAGCUCUCGCCUUAAACAUAGUGAGGAACCAACGCCCAGAUUUCUGCACGGCGAAACUGCAGGAUUGUAACCCCCUCUACAAAUACAGAAUGGUCAACGGCACCUGCAACAACUUAGACAAUCCGAUGUGGGGAGCAUCAUAUACGGCGAUGACUAGACUGCUAGCUCCCGUGUAUACAGAUGGCUAUAACGCGCAACGGGGUGGGGAUGGCGUUCAAGUUCCGUUUUCCCUGCCAAACGCCCGCCUAAUUAGCUCAACCAUACAUACGGAUUUGAUCCAACCGGAUCCCCGAAUUACCAACAUGCUACCGCAGUUUGGACAAUUUGUUGAUCAUGACCUUUCACUAGUGCCGGAAGGAGAUAAGCGUUGCUGCAAGGAAGUCUCACACCUGGACUGCUGGCCUAUCCCAAUUUAUGCAAAUGACUCAUUCUUCUCUAACUUAGAGGAGCCCGAGAGAUGCAUGGAUUUUACGAGAUCAACAGCCUUCUGUUUUCCGACCGAUACCGGUGUUCGGGAACAGCUCAAUUCCUUAACCUCGUACCUCGACGGGUCCAACAUUUAUGGUUCGGAAGAGACUCGACAUGGCUUUCUUCGAGCCUACGUUAACGGAAAACUCCGAUCAAAUUCCGAUAAUCCGAAUUUUCCUCCAACGAAUAGCGAAAUUGAAGACGAGUUUGGAGAAAGGCCCAUCCCAAUGGGGACCUUCGUCGCGGGAGAUGACAGAGUCAACGAAAUGCCCGGAUUGCUCACCAUGCACAUUUUAUGGUUCCGAGAACAUAACCGAAUCGCGGACGAAAUUCUGGCUCAAAUGCCGCAUUGGGAUGAUGAAAAAGUAUUUCAGGAAGCGCGUCGACUCGUAAUUGCGGAGUGGCAGAACGUCGUGUAUGGCGAGUAUCUUCCUGUCCUUCUCGGUGCCGACACGAUGAAUAGGUUCGGCCUCACGUUGACCGAUUCCUGGUCCAGAUACGAGGCCAAUGUAGAUGCCACAAUUUUCCACGCGUUUGCAGAUGCGGCGUACAGAUUUGGUCACACCUUCAUCAACGGGAUAAUUCAAACCUUCCGCGGCCUUGGAGACGGCCAUGGAUCGUACCGGAUCCGACACAACUUCUUUGUCGAUACGCAAGUCGUGCAGGACGGUGGGAAAGGGUACAACUAUAUUUUGAAUGGGCUUUUAAUUCAAAAUGCUCAAACCGGUGAUCCCUUCGUUACCGAGGAUUUGACAAAUCACCUCCUUCAAGAGCCAAGCCAUGCAUUCGGAUCGGAUUUAAUUGCACGAAAUUUACAGCGUGGGAGAGACCAUGGGCUUCCGGCUUAUAUGGAAUUCAGAAAAAUUUGCGGGUUAGAUACGAUCGACACGUGGACUGUAAAACCGGACCAAAUUAGUGAAGAAACUUGGGCGAAGUUUGAAUCUUUGUUUGAAAAUCCGGACCAAAUUGACCUUUUUACGGGGGGAAUUGUCGAAAUUCCGGAGGGAGAUGCGUUAACCGGACCAACUUUUAACUGUUUGAAGGCAAUGCAAUUUAAACUCCUUAAAGAUGGUGACCGAUUUUUCUUCACGCAUGGAAACGGUGGUCCCGGGGCUUUCUGGGAGUAUCAAAUUCAACACUUGAGAAAACGCACGUUUGGAGAUAUUAUUUGCGAAAAUAGUGGAAUCGCACAAACCCAACAGAACGUUUUCCUAACUGGAAUUGGGCCAAAUAUGUGGGUGUCCUGCAAUUCUUCGGAAAGAGCUCGACUGGAUGUUACACUAUUUAUUAAUUAACUGGUGGAAUUUGCAUAAUUUAAAGAAAUAUGUACCUUAAAUAUUUAUGACUAUUAAAUAAAUUCGAAGAAACAAA
This is a messenger RNA of Folsomia candida, 2422 nucleotides long. Its product is annotated as peroxidasin. The coding region runs from base 313 to 2346 and encodes 677 amino acids. The transcript is spliced from 12 exons. Gene Ontology annotation, molecular function: heme binding; peroxidase activity. NCBI's taxonomy places the organism in Eukaryota, Metazoa, Arthropoda, Collembola, Entomobryomorpha, Isotomidae. Gene Ontology annotation, biological process: response to oxidative stress. The record is from RefSeq and is a predicted model, not a curated record.